Messenger RNA from Alligator sinensis (Chinese alligator), 581 nucleotides. It is a transcript of the gene VIP, whose product is annotated as vasoactive intestinal peptide. The transcript has 5 exons. Gene Ontology annotation, biological process: learning or memory; adenylate cyclase-activating G protein-coupled receptor signaling pathway; positive regulation of penile erection. NCBI's taxonomy places the organism in Eukaryota, Metazoa, Chordata, Crocodylia, Alligatoridae. The record is from RefSeq and is a predicted model, not a curated record. Gene Ontology annotation, molecular function: peptide hormone receptor binding; neuropeptide hormone activity. The annotation marks the transcript as partial. Gene Ontology annotation, cellular component: perikaryon; neuron projection; extracellular region.
AAAAGAUGGAACAUAGAAGUAGCUCUCAGCUUCUUGUGUCCAUUACACUCUUCAGCGUUCUCUGUUCACGGGCACUGACAUUACCUCCUUUGGGGACAUUCUCAGCUAUGAGACUGGGAAACAGAAUGCCAUUUGAUGGAGCAAAUGAACCUGAUCAACCCCAAGGUUCAUUAAAAGCUGAAACUGACAUUUUGCAAAAUACUCUGCCUGAACAUGACAAAUAUUAUUUGGAUGUAUCCAGAGCUAUGGAUAGAAAUACCCGACAUGCUGAUGGACUUUUCACCAGUGGCUACAGCAAACUCUUGGGUCAACUUUCUGCAAGAAAAUAUCUGGAAUCACUUAUUGGAAAACGAGUUAGCAACAACCUCCUGGAUGAACAGAUGCCUGUAAAACGCCACUCUGAUGCUGUGUUUACUGACAACUACAGCCGUUUUAGAAAGCAAAUGGCUGUGAAAAAAUAUUUAAACUCAGUUUUAACUGGAAAAAGAAGCCAAGAAGAGCUAAACCCCGCCAACCUUCAUGAUGAAGCAGAACUGCUUGAACCCUUUUCAGAAAACUAUGAUGAUGUUUCUGUAGAUGAG